AUGCUGGAGAACAGCACAGGCUGCGGAUGUCCGUCUGGCAUGAUGAAGGAUGCUGAUGAGUGUGUCUGCCCUGUGGGCUUCACUGUGGAGGGGCCUGCAGGGUGCAAAGAUGCUGAUGAGUGUGAAGGAGAGGGGCCAGGACCAUGUGGUCUCCAUGCCAGCUGCACUAACACCCCCGGCUCUUACUCGUGUAGCUGUCUCCGUGGUUACCUGAUGGGUGCUGGAGGUUGCCAGGAUGUAGACGAGUGUGCGCUGGCUGCAGUGACGGGCCUGCAGGCCUGUCGAGGGGAUGCUGAAUGCAGAAACACUCCUGGCUCUUUCACCUGCUCGUGCCCUUCAGGAUAUGUAAUGGCUCUUAAUGGACAAAGCUGUGUAGAUGUGGAUGAGUGCAGCUUCGAGGAGCAGUGUCGCCGUGAGCUGGGAAACGUGUGUGUGAACACUCCCGGCAGCUUUGUGUGCCAGUGCCAGCCAGGCUUCAGAGCGGAGGCCCCCGCCUGUGUUGGUCCUGUGUGUCCAGACUACACCGUGUGUCAAGACGUGGAUGAAUGUACAGAGAGUCCUGCGGUGUGUGAUGGUCAGGGUGUGUGUGAGAACACGCUUGGGAGCUACAAGUGUGUUUGUCGACCCGGUUACCGGGGAAACGGCACACACUGCGAAGACGAGAAUGAGUGUGCAUCAGGCCGUCACGGCUGUGACAACAACGCUCGUUGUGGCAACAUCAUUGGCUCGUAUUUCUGCCAAUGCUACCAGGGCUUCAAUGGAAAUGGACACGCUUGUUUUGACGUUGAUGAGUGCGCUUUAAACAACGGCCACUGCCAACACAACUGCUCCAACGAGCCCGGAGGCUACAGCUGCCAGUGUGCCGCCGGCUACCAGCUGCACCAGGAUGGACACAACUGCACAGAUGUGGAUGAGUGUUUGGCACUGAACGGUACCUGCGAACACAUUUGCGUCAACACUCGGGGAUCUUUCCAGUGCUCCUGCAGGCCCGGCUACCAGCUGCACAUUGAUGGCCACACCUGCGUGGACAUUGAUGAAUGUAAACUUGAGAAUGGGGACUGCUCUCACACCUGCACCAACUCCCCAGGAGGACACACUUGCCACUGCCCUCCUCCUCUGCUGCUGGACACAGACAACCUCACCUGCAGCAAUGUUACAUCUUGCAAGCUGAGAAAUGGUGGUUGUGACCACAUAUGCACCGUGCAGGCAGAGGGCCACGUCCAGUGUAGCUGUGGAGCAGGCUGGCAGCUGGGCCAGGACCAGAGGAGCUGCAGGGAUGUGAAUGAGUGCGGGGACUUCACAAACGGAGGCUGUGAGCAGCUCUGUGUGAACCAUCCUGGUGGGUUUAACUGCACCUGCAGGGAGGGGUAUGAAGUGCGAACUGAUGACCUCACCAAGUGCCAGCCUGUGUGUCACCCUCCCUGUCAGAACUACGGAGUGUGUGUGGCCCCAAACAGCUGUGACUGUCCACCAGGCUACCCUGGAGCAGGCUGCUCAGCCAUGUGCUCCCCACCCUGUGCCCAUGGAGGAACCUGUAUGCGCUGGAACAAGUGUCUGUGUCCUCCUGGCUGGACCGGACCAGGCUGCCACACAGCGGUGUGUGAGCUGCCCUGUGCUAAUGGUGGUCGCUGUGUGGGGCCCGAGACCUGCCAGUGUCCCUCUGACUACACAGGCCCCCAGUGCCUCUUGCCCCUGUGCACUCCUGCCUGCCAGAACGGGGGAAGAUGUGUAGAUGUUAACAAAUGCACAUGUGUUGGUGGAUGGCAAGGAGCUCGUUGCCAGAUAGAGCCUGUUCAGUGUCAGAAGCCUUGUAAGAACGGUGGAGCAUGUGUAGGCCUCAACAGGUGCCAAUGUGCUAAAGGAUUUACUGGAAGUCUCUGCGAAACAGCGGUCAUCACCCCCUGUGUGCCCCCCUGCCAACACGGGGCCACAUGCAGUCCUCACAACACGUGUACAUGUCCAGAGGGCACUGCAGGCCUGCGCUGUGAGAGACUGACGUGCCCUGUGGUCACCACGGUGGUCAGUAUGGCUCGAGCCGUCCGAAAGGCGUUCAGGGAGAGUUACGUUGAUCGCUGUGGACCCCUGGGAGUUCGGCUUUGCACCAAAUACAGGAUGAACCAGGCACGUGUUUACCUGCAGGCCUACAGGGUGGGCUACAAAGUUCAGUGUCCAGAGAGGAAGGGCAGAUGAGCCAUGUUGGAUAAAUGCUCAAUGAAGAAAUAUCACCCAGAAAACAACAUUUGGAGCAACAUACAAGAACUGAAGCGAGACGAGCCGUAAACUGUUAAAUUAGAUGUAACUCAAUUAGUAAGAAGGUGUGGUGACCUGUCUAAAGGAAAGCUUCUAUGUUGAAAUAAAAAGGGGAACAUGACUGUAUCAUGAAAGCUGUUUAUUUAACCUGUGACUUAUCUUUAAAUCUGUACACAAUCAUGUUUACAUUUAAUGAGAAAUAUUCCUCAGUAUAUAAGAUGUGCAAUGGUUUUACUAUUCGUCAUGUUUGUUUAUGGCAGCUGAAAGUUAUUACCCUUUUUUUGUCUUUUUUUUUUAAGGGUGUCAAUGUUGUAAACAUUUUUUACAUUUCACAUUUUUCUUCUGAACUUUUGUAAAUGAUUGUUUCAUUGUAAUGAGUCUGAGGUUUAUUUCAGGCAAUAUUCCCAAUAAAGAUAAACUGUCACGCUAACACA
Messenger RNA from Centropristis striata (black sea bass), 2684 nucleotides. Its product is annotated as latent-transforming growth factor beta-binding protein 4. Bases 1 to 2190 code for a protein of 729 amino acids. NCBI's taxonomy places the organism in Eukaryota, Metazoa, Chordata, Actinopteri, Perciformes, Serranidae. The record is from RefSeq and is a predicted model, not a curated record. Gene Ontology annotation, molecular function: calcium ion binding. The transcript is spliced from 20 exons.